Chroicocephalus ridibundus (black-headed gull) is the source of this 7440-nucleotide messenger RNA. It is a transcript of the gene TIAM1, whose product is annotated as TIAM Rac1 associated GEF 1. The transcript has 29 exons. Gene Ontology annotation, molecular function: guanyl-nucleotide exchange factor activity; protein binding. The record is from RefSeq and is a predicted model, not a curated record. Lineage: Eukaryota; Metazoa; Chordata; Aves; Charadriiformes; Laridae. Gene Ontology annotation, biological process: positive regulation of axonogenesis; activation of GTPase activity; small GTPase-mediated signal transduction. Bases 711 to 5510 code for a protein of 1599 amino acids. Gene Ontology annotation, cellular component: plasma membrane; synapse; cytosol.
AACAAUAUGGCAGCGGCGCCUAUUGGUGGCGGCGCGCUCUGAGCGGCGGCGGCGGCCGCGGGCGCCCGGCGGUGGGAGCAGCUCCCUUGGGCGGGCGGCGGCGAUCGCCCGGUAUCGAGCCCAGCCGCGGCAGGGGAGCGUGCCAGUACCUGACGGCGAGGCUUGACGUGGGGUGCAGCUCUCUAACCCCUGAUUGCUGGAGCCUGGGUCUCUGUAGAGGCUUCUCGUGUUUGUCUCAGAGCCGCCGUGUGACUUGUCUCCAGACCCUUCUGCUAAGGAGAAGCCAAGUGGAGGAAUCAUGAAGGCCGAAAUCUGUUGAUGGGACUACACAGAGAAAAACUUAGACCCUCUGCUUUCAAGGUAUCUCUCUGCCGAUAAUAUUGUCAAACUGUCUCUUUCCGGAGCUACUGUAUUUACCUAGAAGCUGUUAGACCUUUGAAAAAUAAGAGAUCUUGCCAAGAAGCUACGUGGGACAACAAAUGUUUCCCUACCUUCCUACUUGCUUCCGUAACGCCCUCAUGUUUUUGGCAUAUAGUCAUAGACUCUGACGUGAGAGUAAUGGAGUCGCUGAGUGGCAGGUGCUGACAGCUUCUGCAGUCCCAGUAACUGUUCAUUUUGGUAUCAUUUGCAAUUCUAUACCUCUAAAUGCCACAGCUCUCUUGGGGAAGGUUGCGCUGGAUACCAGUACUGCCUCGGAAGACUGUGACGCCAUGGGAAACGCGGAGAGCCAGAGCGUGGAGCACGCCUUCUACGGAGACAAGCACACCAGCCUGGGCCGCAAGCACACUUCCCGCUCGCUUCGCCUCUCCAACAAAGCCUCCCGCCGGACGCGACAUGCUUCUUCUGGAAAAAUUAUCCACCGUAACUCAGAAGUGAGCACCCGCUCCAGCAGCACCCCCAGCAUCCCCCAGUCCCUGGCAGAGAACGGCCUGGAGCCCUUCGCCCAGGAGGCCAACCUAGAGGACUUUGGAAGCCCCAUCUGGGUGGACCGCAUGGACAUGGGCCUGCGGCCCGUUUCCUACCACACUGACUCCUCCGUCACCCCCAGCGUGGAUAGCAGCACCGUCCUCACCGCCGCCUCCGUCCAGAGCAUGCCCGACUCGGAGGAGAGCAGGCUCUACGGGGACGAGCCGCCAUUCCUGGCGGAAGGCGACGGGAGGUCACAUCGAUACGCAGCUAACGGGACAAACUUCAUGGAGACGGCCAGCUUCAAGAAGAAGCGCUCCAAAUCGGCCGACAUCUGGCGCGAGGACAGCCUGGAGUUUUCACUUUCUGACCUCAGCCAGGAGCAUUUAACGAGCAACGAGGAAAUCCUGGGCUUGGCUGAGGAGAAGGAUGCUGAGGCUACCCGGGGGACAGAGGCUGGUGGCAGCCCCCAGCCGAUGGUCGCCUGCCAGCGUGCCAACUCUAUGAGCGACUUGUAUUCCCCCAAAACCCCGAGUGCUACCGUCAACGGAGGCCCGCGAAACGCCUUUGGAGGGUACUGCCGGAAUUUAGUGUCUGACAUCCCGGAUAUUGGGAGCCAUAAGAUGGCAUCAGUUACUGCUGAGGAUACACCUUCCUACAGUAAUUACAAUACACUGCCCUGUAGGAAAUCACACUGCCUUUCCGAAGGGGCCACCAACCCACAAAUUAGCCAUAGUAACAGCAUGCAAGGCAGAAGGGCAAAAACUACUCAGGAUGUCAACGCAGGCGAGGGGAGUGAGUUCACUGACAGUGGCAUCGAGGGAGCAGCCACCGACACUGACCUCCUUUCUAGACGCUCCAAUGCUACCAACUCCAGCUACUCCCCGACGGCCAGCCGGGCUUUCAUCGGCAGCGACAGCGGGAGCAGCUCGACGGGCGAUGGGCUUCGCCAGGGAGUGUACGAGAACUUCCGCCGGGAGCUGGAGAUGAGCACCACCAACAGCGAGAACCUGGAGGAGGCCGGGUCUGCCCUCAGCGACGAGCAGAGCAGCGGGACCCUCAGCUCCCCAGGGCAGUCCGACAUCCUCCUGACGGCCGCCCAGGGCACAGUACGGAAAGCCGGUGCUCUGGCAGUGAAAAACUUCCUGGUGCACAAAAAGAACAAGAAAGUGGAGUCGGCCACGCGCAGGAAAUGGAAGCACUACUGGGUUUCCCUGAAAGGAUGCACGUUGUUUUUUUAUGAGACUGAUGGCAGAUCUGGCAUUGACCACAACAGCAUCCCAAAGCACGCUGUCUGGGUGGAAAACAGCAUAGUGCAAGCGGUGCCUGAACACCCCAAGAAGGACUUUGUCUUCUGUCUCAGCAACUCCCUUGGGGACGCUUUCCUCUUUCAGACCUCUAGCCAGACCGAACUGGAGAACUGGAUCACGGCAAUCCAUUCAGCUUGUGCAACUGCGGUGGCGAGGCAGCAUCACAAAGAGGACACCGUCAAGCUCCUGAAAACAGAGAUUAAAAAGCUGGAGCAGAAAAUUGAUAUGGAUGAAAAGAUGAAGAAAAUGGGUGAAAUGCAGCUGUCCUCAGUAACGGACUCCAAGAAGAAGAAGACCAUACUGGAUCAAAUCUUCGUUUGGGAACAAAACCUUGAACAAUUCCAGAUGGACUUAUUUCGGUACCGCUGUUACUUGGCUAGUCUCCAAGGAGGGGAGCUCCCAAACCCUAAAAGACUACUUGCUUUUGCCAGCCGUCCAACAAAAGUUGCAAUGGGCCGUCUUGGAAUCUUUUCAGUCUCGUCGUUUCAUGCACUGGUGGCGGCUCGCACAGGGGAGGCUGGAGUGAGGAGAAGGACGCAGGCCAUGUCCAGAUCUGCCAGUAAACGGAGAAGCAGGUUUUCUUCUCUUUGGGGGCUGGAUACUACCUCGAAGAAAAAGCAAGGGAGGCCAAGCAUUAAUCAGGUGUUUGGUGAAGGAGUUGAUUCAGUAAAGAAAUCUCUCGAAGGAAUCUUUGACGAUACGGUCCCGGAUGGCAAGAGGGAAAAAGAAGUGGCACUGAGCAGCGUCCACCAGCACAAUCCCGACUGUGAUAUUUGGGUUCACGAGUAUUUUACGCCGUCUUGGUUCUGCCUGCCCAACAACCAGCCUGCUCUGACAGUCAUCCGUCCCGGGGACACCACACGAGACGUGCUGGAAAUGAUUUGCAAGACACACCAGCUGGAUCACUCUGCUCACUACCUGCGUCUUAAAUUCCUGAUUGAAAACCAGAUUCAAUUUUAUGUACCAAAGCCAGAAGAGGAUAUCUAUGAACUGCUCUACAAAGAAAUAGAAGUCUGUCAGAAAAUUACACAGCACAUUCAAAUAGAGAAGUCUGAUGCAUCCUCUGAUAUUUAUGGUUUCUCGCUGUCCUCCGUGGAAGAAGAAGGCAUUCGUCGGCUGUAUGUGAACGGCGUCAAAGAGACAGGCCUAGCUUUCAAGAAAGGCCUGAAAGCUGGCGAUGAAAUUGUGGAGAUUAACAAGAAAGCUGCUGAGGAGCUGGACUCAGCUUUGCUGAAAGAUGCCCUUGUUCAGCCUUCGCUGUGUCUUACCGUCCGCACCUAUCCUGAGAUAGAGGAAGGGCAGAAAUUAAUGCAGCCACCACCGCGUCGCUUGGAAAAUCCAUCUGACUUGAGUGACGGCACGCUGGCGUUUGCUGGGAGCAGCCAAGCAGGGCACUCGCUUUGCGGCGACCCGGACAGCUCUGUUGAGACAGCUCCAGAGGAGGCAGAAGCGCACGACUUGGAGUCAUCUGAUGAGGCCGAUAAGACGAGCAAGAGUACAGAGCAGGUCGCUGCUUUCUGUCGCAGUCUGCAUGAAAUGAACCCUUCUGAUUCAAGUGCUCAUCCUCAGGAAUUUACAGGACCCCAGCUGGCCACCAUGAGACAACUCACAGAUGCAGACAAACUGCGAAAGGUUAUCUGUGAACUUCUCGAGACAGAACGCACCUACGUCAAAGACUUAAAUUGUUUAAUGGAGAGAUACCUAAAGCCUCUACAAAAAGAAACGUUCCUCACACCAGAUGAGCUGGAUGUUCUGUUUGGGAAUCUGACUGAAAUGGUAGCAUUCCAGGUAGAGUUCUUGAAAACUCUUGAAGAUGGAGUAAGGCUGGUUCCAGACCUGGAAAAGCUUGAAAAAGUGGAGCAAUUUAAGAAAGUGUUGUUUUCCUUGGGUGGAUCCUUUCUUUACUACGCCGACCGGUUCAAGCUGUACAGUGCCUUCUGUGCCAGCCACACAAAAGUCCCCAAAGUCCUGGUGAAAGCCAAGACAGACACUGCUUUCAAGGCAUUUCUGGAUGCGCAGAAUCCCCGACGGCAGCACUCCUCCACACUGGAGUCUUACCUCAUCAAACCCAUCCAGCGGAUACUGAAAUACCCUCUCCUGCUGAAGGAGCUCUUUGCUCUGACUGAUGUAGACAGUGAAGAACAUUAUCACCUUGAUGUGGCCAUAAAAACAAUGAACAAAGUUGCCAGCCACAUCAAUGAAAUGCAGAAAAUCCAUGAAGAAUAUGGGGCAGUGUUUGACCAACUCAUAGCAGAACAAACAGGAGAGAAAAAAGAGGUUGCAGACCUUUCGAUGGGGGACUUGCUCUUGCAUAAUACAGUGAUAUGGCUGAAUCCUCCUGCUUCACUGGGGAAAUGGAAGAAGGAACCUGAGCUGGCAGCAUUUGUGUUCAAAACCGCUGUGGUCCUUGUAUACAAGGAUGGUUCCAAACAGAAGAAGAAACUUGGAGGAUCACAUAGAGCUUCAAUUUAUGAAGACUGGGAUCCGUUCCGCUUUCGCCACAUGAUACCCUUAGAAGCGCUGCAGGUUCGAGCGCUGGCAAGUGCAGAUGCAGAGACCAAUUCUGUAUGUGAGAUUGUCCAUGUUAAAUCUGAGUCUGAAGGCAGGCCAGAAAGAACGUUUCAUCUUUGCUGUAGUUCACCAGAACACAGGAAGGACUUUCUGAAGGCAGUGCACUCGAUUCUGCGGGAUAAACACAGAAGACAGCUUCUUAAAACCGAAAGCUUGCCCUCAUCCCAGCAAUAUGUUCCUUUUGGUGGAAAAAGAUUGUGUGCUCUAAAAGGUGCAAGGCCAGCCAUGAACAGGGCAGUGUCAGCCCCAAGCAAGUCUCUUGGGAGGAGGAGGCGGCGGCUGGCCCGAAACAGGUUUACCAUUGACUCAGAUGCCGUCUACACGAGCAGCCCUGAAAAAGAGCCCCAGCAGCCCACGCACAGUGGGGACACUGACCGCUGGGUAGAGGAACAGUUUGACCUUGCUCAGUAUGAGGAGCAGGAGGACAUCAAGGAAACGGACAUCCUCAGCGAUGACGAUGAGUACUGCGAGGCCAUGAGAGGUGCCGUGGCCGACCGAGACCUUCGGGAGCGGCUGCAGGCGGCCUCCAUCACGAGCAGCCAGCCCUGCCGGGAACACCGCCCGCGCCCGGCCAUGGACACGCACGCCUCCAGGAUGACCCAGCUGAAGAAGCAGGCGGCCUUGUCCGGCAUCAACGGUGACGUGGAGGGCCACGGCGAGGAGGUCAUCUGGGUUAGGCGUGAAGACUUUGUCCCCAGCAGGAAACUGAACACGGAGCUCUAAAGCGGUCCUCUUCCCCGCCUGGAUGCGUAGGUCUCCCCGUCCCACCCUCCAUCCCUUCCUCCCUCCCGCCCCCGCACACCGCGGAGAGCUGAUCCCCAUAGAUUGCACACUUGCACACACCAUUUCGGCAGCUGAAUUGGUCCAAAGCCAUGCGGCCACACUUUAGGCAACUGUAAAACGCUCAAAACCUGGAACGGAAUAAGCUUAAGGUCCUGUCUUACGUUACCAAGGGCUUUCACACUAUUUUAUUUAUUCUAAAAUAAUCAGGGGCUGAAAUUAAGUAUGGGGAGAAUAUCAUCACUGGAAAACAAAUUACUCUGGAUGUCUUAACCUGCGUGCGGUGAACUAGCUUAAACAAUAGCACAACGAACAGAGGGUUUUAUAGCCGUAAAACAUCAGUCGUAGGUUCAUCUCCUUAACGAGGAAACUGCCUUUUUAACGUGUACAGUUGCAGCAUUCUUAUUCUUUUCCCUCUUUAAAUGUAAGAGAAUAUACAUGUAUUUUAGGAAUGUGUGAGGAAAGGUUUGGGAUUUAUGUUGUGUUAAGUCCUCUUGGUCUGUGGCUGGUCUAAUUUAAUGUCAAUGUUGGAAGCUCUAGUUUUACAUAAUAUUGUAAAGAUGCCAAACUCUCUUAAAAGAGAUCCAAAUUUAACACUUGAAGAAAUAUUUUUUUGUAUUUUACCUGAGAUGCAGGGGCACAAAGGGAUAAGAGUUUUACAGCGUUAGUGUAGCUCCACGUCUAGGAUACAAGGCUAGCUUUUUGCAGAGGGUUAGGAAUGGUGGUUUUAUAUUAAAAUAUGAACUGGAAACUCUUAUUUAGGUAUAACUUUCUUCAGGAAAAGGAUUAUUGUAUAUGUUUGAGACUGGAGUUUAGUUAGAUAAUAAAAAGAAUAAGAUAAAAUGACAUGACUGAAUUGUAGUGGACCAAACCGAUCCGUGGUGUGACCUCACUGGAGCCGGUGUAGCAACAUCACAGAUCCGUUUGGUCCACUCUCUGGCAGAGUUUGGGCUUAGGGGACAGGGAAUUCAUGGCCAAAAAACUGACCUCAUCCACUCUCCUACUGUGGGUGAAACUAGUGUAUUUUAAUUCCUUUAUAAAAGCUUUUCCACUGCAAUAGAGUAUGAACAAGUUCUACACAAGCAAACCUCUUUAACAUUUUAAAUCUUUUAUUUAAACAUCUAAAACAGGGUAAAAUGUGACUAAAAUCUUGUGGUUUUUAAGUAGACUUCCAAAUACGAAACACAAAAUAGCACUUUUUUUUUUUUUAAGAUUUAUAUAGCUUUUCCCAUUUCAGUUUCACCUAUAGGAAGAAAAGGAAGAAUAUAUGAAAUUUUCUUUUUUGUUGUUGGUAUCUAUUGAUGUUUGACACAUUAGUAGGUACUUUGAAAACCUGAAAUUUUAUAAUAGCUUUAGGAUUAUAUUUUAUAAAAUCCACUCUGACUAUAUUUUAAAACAUAACAAAAAUUAUUCCCCCCAAAAAUCCAUCACUGUCUUUGUGUCCCAGCUAGCAUUCUCCCCUUGCCCCCCCCUCCUCUUUCUGGUUUCUGGUGCACUAUACUUGAGCUUAUGAAAGCUUUCUCUAUUAACUUUUUGCUAUCUUCUGAUUUCUUUUCGUAAAAGCUUUAGAAAGGUUUCUAUACCCUUUGUAUUAUCACGUCAUUGUUUUAUAUCAUCUACCUGUCAGUUGUGUCCCAGCGUAUUAGAGAAGCGGAGGUUUUAGCUGUCCUAUGCUGUACCCAGCGGAAUACAGUCAGCGCUGAAAUACUGGAAGGCUGGUACUGGGAAGGUACCGUUGUUCUUGUACAUAACGUCAUGACAUGUCUAUGUCAAAGGUUCUUAUAUAUUUCUUUUAUAAGCUGAAAGAAGGUCUAUUUUUAUGUUUUUAGUUCUAUGAAUGGAACGUUGUAAAUGCCUGUCAGAAAUAAAAUAC